This is a messenger RNA of Mugil cephalus (flathead mullet), 483 nucleotides long. RefSeq names its product luteinizing hormone subunit beta (gene lhb). The annotation marks the transcript as partial. Gene Ontology annotation, cellular component: cytoplasm; extracellular region. Gene Ontology annotation, molecular function: hormone activity. Gene Ontology annotation, biological process: ovulation; G protein-coupled receptor signaling pathway. The transcript has 2 exons. Lineage: Eukaryota; Metazoa; Chordata; Actinopteri; Mugiliformes; Mugilidae. The record is from RefSeq and is a predicted model, not a curated record.
AUUUUCCCGAAGACACUAUGGUUGAUAUCUCUUUUGGAUCUUUUAACAGCACCAACACCUUUUCAGCUGUCAUCCUGCCAGCUCAUAAACCAGACAGUGUUUCUGGAGAAGAAGGGCUGCCCCAGGUGUCAUCCAGUGGAAACAACUAUCUGCAGUGGACUCUGCCCCACCAAGGACCCUGUCAAGAUACCGUACAGAAACGUGUACCAGCAUGUGUGCACAUACAGGGAAUGGUACUACAAGUCGUUUGAGCUUCCUGACUGUCUGCACGGAGUGGAUCCGAUUGUCACCUAUCCUGCAGCUUUGAGCUGCCACUGUGGUCCUUGUACCAUGGACACGUCCGACUGCACCUUUGAGAGCCUGCAGCCAGACUUCUGCAUGAAUGACAUACCUUUCUACUACUAGUCCGAAGUAACUGGAUAUUGUUGUAACUGAGCAAAUAAUUGUGUUUCUGUCCCUUGUGUAAUUAAAGUCAAGAAAUGA